AACUACAAAGUGUUUAAUCCACAGGGAAAGUAUACUUUCUCUGAUGGACUGGAGUACCAAGAGAAGGACUGGGAGUUUUGUGAUGGCUAUGACAGACAGUUCUACACUGAGAGGUGCAAUGGACUCAAACCUGCAGGGGAGCCUCAGCUGACAGACUCAUUGCGUGUCAUCCCAGUUGGCUGCUAUGACUGUGGGGAUGGAUUCUAUGACCCCAACGCCAGGGUCAUCACUGACUAUGAGCAUCAAUUUCUCAGAAACACAGAUGACUAUGAACAUGAGUGGAUUGUGUCUACUUGUCGGAAGAGCUGGGACGAGAAAGUUGGACAUUCACCUGAAAAACUAGGCCACAUUUCAGAACUGGACAUUGAGUUGCAGGCUUGAGCGGGAGAAAAAACAUUAAAAGGCAGCUCAUUUAUGGAAUGUUCAACUGUGGUGCAUACAGGCCUACCUGUGAAUUAUAUUUCGUGAAAUCUGAAAUAUCCUACAUGUUCGUUUUUAUUUUAAAUAGGUUUAAUUUGACCAGAUACAUAAAAACAAAAUAGGUAAGCCUAUUUCAGAUGCACAACAACACGUUGAAGCACAUGUGAGCUACUGAAAGAAUAUACUCAUUUAGCCCCCUCCCCACCAAUCCUUGAUUUAUAACUUGUAAACCCUUUUGUUACUUGUAAUGUUUUGUCCUUAAAUGUCCCUGCUCUGCUCUCUCUGCAUGGUGCCGAAAUGACUGUACUACCAGUGCAGGCCAAUGUAAUCAGUGUCAGAUUGUUCUCUCAAGUGUCCCCGAAGACUCAGCAGCUUAAUGGAUGCAAAUGAACAUGAAAUAUGACUCCCUCUUAUAUAGGCUAUGCAAGAUAUCCAUCAGCACAAUAUACUGUUUCCGAUAGGCUUUGUUUCAGCCAGGCUUCUAUUUAGGUGCCUUACUAUAUUUCUCAAUAUAAGGCUUUGGAUCCAGUAAUUGCAUUUUCUACUAUAAUGUUGUGCUGUAGUGUUUUUGCCCAGACAGACAAGCGUAUAUUUGCGAGUGAGACGUUUUAGUCUGUCUCGGCUAAAGCUGCCCUUUGAAACAGGACCUAGGUUAGAGGAUCAAUCUCACGAUGCAGCCUGACAGUGGCUUCCUGUCUGUGAUGGCGCUCAGCUGGGCUUGCCGGACGAAUCAGCUGCAGAGUGGUGGAGAAGAAGAGGGGAGGAGAUGAGUCAUUACUGCGCACACUGACCCAUGAAGAACCCGCCAGCUCAGCCAUCGGCCUGUGAUUGCUUCCUGCCCAGCGCCGGGCACACACACUUUUACACACAGACACACAAAUUGACACACCGAGACAUGCAAGUAUGCACACACACAACCAGGUACGCACCGGACAUACCAUAAUACUUCAAAUAAUAGCCCAGGCGUUUAUUUGCUUUUCAAUCACUGAACACAACCGCCAGGUGUCUAUUUCCUUAAUGCACACAGCUUUUGCUCAGAAAAAUGUUGUGAAGUCUACCAUACUGUUUAUUGUGACCGGUAUAAACAUUAUAAUAACACACCCAUUGCUCUUUAUCUACUUUUGAGCACUCUCAAUGGUGCUCAAUAAAGUUCAGUCGUGAACAAAUAACUUUAGACCCAGCAUUUAUUUGAAACAGGUGUUUAUUUGUUGACAACGCGUGCCGAUUAUUGGCUAUUAAAUGAGACAGGCGGCUAUUUGAGACUGGAAAAUGCACACACACCAGAAUGACCCGCAGAGGCCUACAGUGCCUUCGGAAAGUAUUCAAACCCCUUGGCUUUUUCCACAUUUUGUUACAUUAUAGCCUUAUUCUAAAAUUGAUUAAAUAGUUUUUUUCUCUCUUCAAUCUACUCACUAUACCCCAUAAUGACAAAUGUUUAAAAAAUAAAAACAGAA
Molecule: messenger RNA, 1874 nt
Organism: Oncorhynchus masou masou (cherry salmon)
Lineage: Eukaryota; Metazoa; Chordata; Actinopteri; Salmoniformes; Salmonidae
Product: MORN repeat-containing protein 5-like
Exons: 3
Source: RefSeq, a predicted model, not a curated record